Pyricularia oryzae 70-15 is the source of this 1241-nucleotide messenger RNA. RefSeq lists its product as uncharacterized. Gene Ontology annotation, biological process: nuclear mRNA surveillance; rRNA catabolic process; U4 snRNA 3'-end processing. The transcript is spliced from 3 exons. Gene Ontology annotation, cellular component: nucleolus; cytoplasmic exosome (RNase complex); nuclear exosome (RNase complex). Lineage: Eukaryota; Fungi; Ascomycota; Sordariomycetes; Magnaporthales; Pyriculariaceae. The record is from RefSeq and is a predicted model, not a curated record. The coding region runs from base 43 to 825 and encodes 260 amino acids.
ACAGCUUCACUCGCUUCGCUACGCCUCAGCACAAACGACAUCAUGCCAUCAAGAGGAGAGCCAGCAGCACUCGUUUCACACAUACCGCGGGCUGACGGCUCUGCAAUAUAUUCUCAUGCCGGAUACACGGUAACAGCGUCGGCAAAUGGUCCUAUUGAGGCACAGAGGCGCGACGAGGACCCGUACGAGGCUCUCGUCGACGUGAUCGUACGACCAGCAGCAGGGGUUGGAGGAACGAGGGAACGUCAUUUAGAGUCUCUCUUGCAAGCUACACUGCGCCAGAUAAUUCUGGUCAAAAACUUUCCUCGCGGCUUGAUUCAAGUUGUACUGCAGGUGAAGUCAUCACCAGAAAAUGAUUACGCCAGCACGAAGCUGGUUCAGGCAAACCUGAACUUGCCGAUUAUACCAGCUCUGCUGCAAGCCGCUGUUUUGGCUCUUCUCUCGGCGGCGAUCCCUCUCAGAGCAACGGCCACCUGUACCGUGAUAGCUGUUGUUGCAGGCUCGGAUGGGGAGGCAGAAAGCAACCUGAUUCUGGACCCAUCGCCCCGGGAAGCGGAGGGCGCGCGGUCGGUACAUGCACUGGCCUUCACCUCAGGGGAUAGGUUGAUUCUCGCAGAAAGCGAGGGCCAUUUCACGAUGCAAGAAUGGGCUGAUGUCCAUGCCAAGGCACUGAAGAUCUGUUGCGAACCCGUUCGGGACCCCGGCAACAACGACAUGGACAUGGGUGACGAUAACAGCACCGACGUGGAAGGCCCCAACAUGCGGCACUUCAUCCGAGAGACAAUGGCCGCCAAGGUCUCCGCAGAUCUUCACUGGAAAGGCUGAAUGGGAAGGUGGACAUAUACCGACCGUGCUUGCUCAUCAAUGAUUGAGACCUGCCGAGUAUUUCCGAACCAUUGUUUGGACCGGUUCGGCGCAACAUUGUGUAUUGUAGAUCCAUUUGUCCCCGGAGAAGCAAAACUGGUGUGUGGACAGUCAACCGGUUUAUCGAUGGGAGAAGGAAAAAAAAGGGCCAAGAGCAGAAAGGGCUGCUUCAGAGCCGCGGGACGUGGGUGACAAACAGGGCUGCAUUUGGCGGUCUGCAAUCGAAUGACCUUCUUAGGAGCUUGGCUCAAUCAUUUUCUCCGAUAUAUUGGCAUGUCCAUGGCGGCUCAAGUCUUUGAUGCUCAAUCGCUGAAAAAUAUCGGCAAAAAGGCUUGUGGGGGCCUGUACCCGCUACUUCCAACGUUCUCAAACAUUAU